Scleropages formosus (Asian bonytongue) is the source of this 1125-nucleotide messenger RNA. Its product is annotated as C-X-C chemokine receptor type 1-like. Gene Ontology annotation, biological process: calcium-mediated signaling; positive regulation of cytosolic calcium ion concentration; immune response. The record is from RefSeq and is a predicted model, not a curated record. NCBI's taxonomy places the organism in Eukaryota, Metazoa, Chordata, Actinopteri, Osteoglossiformes, Osteoglossidae. Gene Ontology annotation, molecular function: C-C chemokine receptor activity; C-C chemokine binding; C-X-C chemokine receptor activity. Bases 1 to 1125 code for a protein of 374 amino acids. The transcript is spliced from 2 exons. Gene Ontology annotation, cellular component: external side of plasma membrane; membrane.
AUGGAUGCUGAUGCUGGACCUUUCAGCCUCACAAGAGAACCCAACAACAGUCACAUCUUCGGCGACAUCAUGGACGUCUAUGAUGAACUUGUGGAUUAUUACAACGCUCUCAAUGCCUCGGGGGCGGGCAAUGACACCUUCGUGCCGAACCCCAACACCUUCGCCUGCGAGCCCUUCGCCCCAGAGGCCGCUCUGGGCGCGGCCGUGUGCGCCUUCUGCACGGCGCUCUUCCUGCUGGCAGCUCCCGGCAACUUGCUCGUGGGCGUGGUGCUCUCGUCCGGCACCCACACACUGCUGCCCUCCGACGUGUACCUGCUGCACCUGGCGGCAGCCGACACCCUGCUCUCCCUCGCGUUGCCCUUCUGGGGCUGGGCGGCGCUGCUCGGCUGGGUGUUUGGCGACGCUGCCUGUAAGCUGCUGAGCCUCUUGCUGGAACUCAGCUUCUACAGCAGCAUCCUACUGCUGGCGUGCAUCAGCGCCGACCGCUACCGGCUCGUGGUGCGGCCCGCCCAGUCCCGGCGGGAGGCGCGCGGGAAGCGCGACUGGCUCAUGUGCGUCACCGUAUGGGCGCUCGGAGCCGUGCUCUCGCUGCCGGCGCUCUUCAGGGUUGCCGAGAGGCCCGCGGGCUCCGACCGCACCAUCUGCGUGGACAGCUACUCCCCGGACAGCGCCUCCGCCUGGCGCCUCGCCACACGUGUCGUGCGCCACACCCUGGGCUUCCUGCUGCCACUGGCCGUCAUGCUGCUGUGCUACGGCGCGGCGGCGGCGCGGCUCCGGCGCGUCAGGAGUCCCCGGGGGCGCCGUGCCAGGCAGCUCAUCGUGGCCGUGGUGGGGGCCUUCCUGCUGUGCUGGGCGCCGCACCACGUGGCCGUCAUGGCCGACACGCUGCAGAGGGUCUGGCUGGUGCCUCACGGGUGCGCCGCUCGCCGGGUUGUGGGCGGAGCCGAGUUCGCCACCCAGUGCCUGGGCUUCCUGCACAGCCUCGCGAACCCGGUGCUCUACGCCUUCAUGGGACACAGGUUCAGAGAGGACCUGCUCAGGCGGUUCAGAAACAGAGUGCUGUGCCAGGGCUCCGAGGGACCGCGGAACAGCCGCUCUGGCUCCCAGACCUCGUCCGGGCUGUGA